Fonsecaea pedrosoi CBS 271.37 is the source of this 1356-nucleotide messenger RNA. RefSeq lists its product as uncharacterized. Gene Ontology annotation, cellular component: nucleus. Gene Ontology annotation, molecular function: transcription cis-regulatory region binding; DNA-binding transcription factor activity, RNA polymerase II-specific. The record is from RefSeq and is a predicted model, not a curated record. The coding region runs from base 1 to 1356 and encodes 451 amino acids. Gene Ontology annotation, biological process: regulation of DNA-templated transcription. The transcript is spliced from 4 exons. Lineage: Eukaryota; Fungi; Ascomycota; Eurotiomycetes; Chaetothyriales; Herpotrichiellaceae.
AUGGUCGAGACCCUCUUGACUCCCAAUGAAUGCCAUCAACAAUCGCCCCUCCUAUUCUGGACAAUCAUCGCGGUUGGGUCUCGAAAAUACAGCGAGAAUCCAACGCUGAUCAUCCUGCUUGGUCCCAAAGUCUCCAAGUUGGCCAAGCUGGCCUUGUUCGCACAGGAACCUGUGCUUCUGACCAUACAGGCGUUCCUGCUGUUGUGCUCCUGGCCAAUGCCCUUUGAAGCAUUGAGCAACGAUAUUACCCCAGUCCUCGCUGGAGCGGUGUUGCAACUGGCAACCACCAUCGGUCUGCACGUCUCGGGCGUGGGACAAGAGUUUGCACGCACCAAAGUGAAUCAGGAUCUCACCUACCGCAUGGCACGUGGCAGACUGUGGGCUGCAUGUGUAGUUGUCUCGCAAAGCAGGGUAAUUACAGUCAAUGGGACACCUCCCUUGGUGAUUCCCGACACGUAUGGCGACGACUCUCAGGAGUUGAGUACCUUUAUGACGCCGAGUUUCCAGUUUCAGAAGAAGGUUAGCGAAUAUCUCAGCAUGACCAUUCUAUACAUCCAGAAUCACGCGCUGUACAGGCCUGCAGAUGAGUUGGAUCUUGCGCUUAGUCCCAUCAUUCACUCGGCUACCGAUCGACUGGUCCAACUAGAAUCAGACGCGCCGGAGCGCAUAGAUCGGUUUCAUGCCAUGUCUGCACGGCUUCAUCUCCUAAGUUUCCACUUAUUCAAACACCGAUCCGCGAUUGAAGACUCAACUCUAUUGGUAAUGUACGAGCUUGCUUGCAGGACGAUCGAGCUCGCUAUGGAGCUAGAUUCAGAGCUCAGCAUGGCCGAAUACGGCCCCAUGUAUAUCACAAAGUUCCUGCACAGCGCAGUGAUCACUAUUCUCCGCGUGGGGAGAGCUGCGGUCGCUCAACAGCUGGAUCUGGAGCGCGGGCAACGGAACUAUUUUGCUGUGAUCAAUUACCACAAGAGACACGCCGUACGCCCAGACGACGCCUUUGCUCGGUUCAGUAUCAUUCUCACCCAGUUGUGGACCAGCAGAAAGGUCUUUCAGUACUCGAACGGCCUUGUGGACAGCCUUAGGGUCAGAAGUAAAGCCCGACUUGGGAUGAGCAUGGUUUACGACUGUUUCUGGUGGUGGCGGCAGGAAUUUGGCGGCCAGAGCAAUGUAUAUGGAGACCACCAUGGGGAUGAAAACAGCAACCAUAUCCUCGAUGACUUUGCGCCUAGCUUGGACAGCGACCAACUAGACCUGGUCGACUUGAACCUGACUCCGAUUCCAGACCUACAGUGGCCCGUAUUCGACAAGUUCUUUACCGAAAAUUGGCCGAGUCUAGAUCUAGAUAUGAGCAUAUAA